AUGGAAAACAACCGUGAAUCAGCGAACGUGCGCUCCCUCGUAACCCGCCCAUCCGACAUAGAGCUGUAUACGGAGGUGCAGGUGAAGGGGAACCAAAGCCCGUCCAUCUCUGACGACAACGAGGGAUUCUUGCAACCCGAGAGCCAGGACGCGCGGGGGGGGCCCAAAACGUUCAUGGAUCGCAUCAAGAGGGUGGGAAGUCGCAUUGUACCAUAUGGCGGACUUGUUUCAAGUGUCUUUAACUUGUCGUCUGUGUGUGUGGGCGCGGGUAUUCUUGGCUUACCGGCAGCAGCAAACAGCAGUGGUCUCGUUAUGGCCAUUAUCUACCUCGUCACCAUUACUGCCUUUGCCGUUUACUCACUGCACAUCCUUGGCAAGACAAUGGAGAAGACAGGGCUACGCACGUUUGAGGCUAUGGCGAAGCAGCUGAUUGGAAGCCGCUUUGACUACUUCGUUGCCGGAAUCCGGUGGAUCAAUUCCUUCGGCGCCACCAUCGCAUACGUUAUCAGCGUGGGUGACAUCCUGGAGCCAAUCCUCAAGAACGUGGACGGGACACCAGAAUUUUUAACAACACACGCAGGACGCCGCGUCUUGACCACAGUGGUUUGGUUUAUUGUCAUGCUCCCGCUGGUGCUUCCGAAGAGGGUGAAUAGUCUGCGCUACGUGUCUGCCGUCGCAAUCAUUUUCGUCGUGUAUUUUGUGAUCAUGAUUGUGAUUCACUCAGCCAGGAGCGGCUUGGGCGAAGUCGAAGGGGAGGGGGGCCGAGUGAUCGUGCUCUUUAACACAGGCAACGCCGCCAUUGAAGGCCUUGGUGUCUUCAUGUUCGCCUUCGUCUGCCAGAUAAACUGCUUCGAGGUUUACUGGGAGAUGAAAGAUCAAUCUGUGCGGAACUUUACGCUGUAUGCUGCCAUCUCCAUGAUACUGUGCUGCGUGCUGUACCUGUUUACAGUAAUUUUUGGUUACUUGGAGUUUGGAAGUGAUGUGAAAAGCUCUAUCUUGCUCAUGUACAACCCUGUUAGUGAGCCAAUGGUAAUGGCAGGUUACAUUGGCAUGCUUGUUAAGUUGUGUGCAGCCUAUGCACUACAGACAAUGGCAUGCCGAAACGCUAUUUACCACGUCAUUGGAUGGGAAGUGAAUACACUCCCUUACUGGAAGCACUUUGUUGCCGUUAUUGCACUCUCAGUUGUCGUGCUGUUGUGUGGUCUGUUCAUUCCCAACAUCAACACUGUGUUUGGCCUUGUUGGAGCCAUCUGCGGUGGCUUCCUCUCGUUUGUCUUUCCCGCACUAUUCUACUUGUACUCAGGAAGCUGGACACUGCGUACAGUUGGUACCUUUGACUAUGUGGCGACGCACGCCAUGCUGGUAGCGGGUGUCGUUGGCAUUGUCUUUGGCACCAUCUCGGCCGUCUACGGCGCGGUACACAACUAG
Molecule: messenger RNA, 1428 nt
Organism: Trypanosoma grayi
Lineage: Eukaryota; Euglenozoa; Kinetoplastea; Trypanosomatida; Trypanosomatidae
Product: amino acid transporter
Exons: 1
Coding region: 1-1428 (475 amino acids)
Biological process (GO): amino acid transmembrane transport
Molecular function (GO): amino acid transmembrane transporter activity
Source: RefSeq, a predicted model, not a curated record